Sus scrofa (pig) is the source of this 11029-nucleotide messenger RNA. It is a transcript of the gene LRRC38, whose product is annotated as leucine rich repeat containing 38. Gene Ontology annotation, cellular component: plasma membrane. The record is from RefSeq and is a predicted model, not a curated record. Gene Ontology annotation, molecular function: protein binding. Lineage: Eukaryota; Metazoa; Chordata; Mammalia; Artiodactyla; Suidae.
AGCUGGAGAGGAUUAAGGGGUGUGUGUGUGUCUGUCUGUCUGUCUGAGAUAUUUGGAAUAAGGUUCUGGGCAGGGACAGUUACUGAAGUUGAUCCUAGAGAGCUGGGGCAUUCCUAAAUUCCAGAAUGGCACUUUAAUCCUUUACCUAAAGAAUAUCACCUCCAUUAAAUUGUUAGCUGCUAUAAGUGAAAAAGAAAGAAGUAGAUUAUUAUCUGAGUUCCCAUGUGGCUCAGCCGGUUAAAGAUCCAAUGUUGUCAUUGAAGCGGCUCAGAUGGCUGCUGUGGAGUGAGUUCAAUUCCUGGCCCAGGAACUUCUGCAUGCCCUGUCUGGGCCAAGAAAAAAAAGAAAAAGAGAAAAAGAUAAAUAUGUGGCUAUUUAUUGUCAGACUCACUGCUAAGCACUUGAUAGAUAUCUCAUUUAAUCCUCGUAACAACCCAGUGAAGGAGGCACUAGUAUGAUCCCAGUUCAUGGAUGGGAAAACUGAGGCUUAGAGAAGUUAAGUGACUUGCCCAAGGUGACAGAGCUAGGGAACAAGAGAGCCAGGUUCAACCCAGGUCUGUCUGAUUCCAAACCCACAUUCCUAACCACAACCACCACCCUGCCUCCCAUUGAGGCUGGUUAAGGAUUAAUUUCCUAGUUCCAGGUGGGAAGAUACAGGCAGGAGCUUUUCUUCCAAAAUUGGGUCCAGCCUUGCCAGAGAGGUGCAAAACACAGGUAAAUUUUCCUGCUGCGCUCAUCACUCCAACCUAAUGGGAGGAGAUGGAGCUGCUGCCUUGAGAGGAAGGGCUCAGCUCCCACCAGUUCAAGCGGCAGAUGGUGCCCCCUGGCGGUGGUGAUGGGGAAGGGCAGUGGGUGGGACCGAGGAAGAGCUUGGCCAGUUAGUGGGGGGACAGAUAGAAAGCUGUGUUUGAGGAGCAGAGAACAGGUUCCACUGAGUCAGCCUGCCCCCAGGCAAAGGGCUAGAGCAGGGCUGCUUUCCCAGGGCCCACGGGGAGACAGGUCAGCCAGGCGCUCAUCAGGGGCGAUACACGCCGGUAACCCAAUGACGUCAUUGAACACCAGCCAUCACUCUUCUCAUUCAAAUCUAGCGUCUGCACCUAGAUUUAGACUCCUGCACAAACCAUACUGGCAUCAUCUUGUUUACAAUUUAGAGCCCAGGAUGUGGGCUAAUUUAGAGGUCAGCCUAGCAAUCAAAGGGGAAACCUCACCGCGACUGGAUUGUUUUUGCUUAGGGAUCAGGCGCCAGGUGGGGAUUUCUGGGGACCCCCAUAGCUCCCUGAGGCUCAGCCUCAUGGGGGAGUCAGACAGAGGCUGCUUAUAAGACAGGAUAGAGAGUGCUCCAUCACUGGGAUGGAGGGAGGGGAGGGGACACGGGGUGGAAUGGGUGAGGGAUUCUGCUUGGUGACUUGGGGGAGGCAUGGCAUCAGGCUUUGGAAACAUUAGCAUAGCUUGGGGUCUUUGUCCCAGGGUUUUGACCUUCUGGAUUAGGAAAUCACAAAGUGUGUUGGCUCUGAGAAUAAUGACAGAAACGGAGCCGACAAACAGAGUCUCUGAAGGUCUCUCCACCUCACCUGCAGUGUGCUCCCUCAGGCUGUCAGAGGCCCCCUUCCCCGGGGAGGGAGCAGGGCGAGUGGGGCAGCUGGGGAUGCCUGUGUUCUAUUUCCAGCAGCUAUCACUGACUCACGCUGUGACCUUGCAGAGGUCACGGCUAUGUGUUCCUUGCUGGGGGGGAAAUCAGAGGUGGCAAAGCUUGCAUUUUUUUCUCAAGGGUCUAGAAUAUGGGGGACCUGGCUGCUCCCCGGAAACCCCAAGCCCUGUCUGCUCCUGCUGCUAUUAAUGAGAAGAUGCUUUAGAUUUGGAUUCAAGGCACUUUGGGGGACACUCAAAGCAAGAAGCAAGGAGUUCCUGCCACAGCAAGACUUAUGGCCACUUCUCUAUGCAGUGUCUCUCCAAAUACUUUCCAGCUCACGUUCCAAGCCAUUAUGUCCCCAUGUGGCCUUCACUUGGGCUGUGGAAGGGGAGAGGGAGGGCAUCUUCUCCCCAGUUUCAAGCUGAGGCCAUCAAGGCCAAGAGUGUCCUUUCUCAACAUUUUCAUUACCAGGGCCCUCUUUUUAUCGUUUUACUACCACGCAGCCCCCAGUCUUGCAGGCCUUUGCUAAAUGCUCUGCAUUUUUUAGGGAGAAAUUUCAUCUGUUUCCAUUCAUCAAAGUCAUCAGUUUCUGCUCAGCACAAAAGAACUAGGCCUGCGAUGGAGUUUAUUACCGAGAACUGCAGCAUUGGCUCUGAGUGACCUCCUCGUAGGCAAAGGCCCAGCUUUCACCAGACUGAAAUUCUGAGAAGACUUGAUCCUCAGGGGGCCCAGGGAUCCCAGACUGGGAAGUAUUUCCCCAAAGAGAUCGAGUGGCCCGUGGAAGGUUCUGUGGUUAGUGGUGGCGCCAGGCCAGGGCUCCAGCCAACCAGACCACUUGGCAGGGAGGGCUGGCGCACACUCGGACAAACACGCAGGCCCACAGGCAUAUGUGUGCAAGACAGCAGUUCAACCAAACUCAGGUGUCCUGAAGCAAUGAUGCCUGGGGCUCAAACUGGUAAGAAACAGGCUCCCCUUAGUACUGGCGUGAGAAGCCAGAGGCAAGCCUGAGGCUGGAGGGGUGGAGGGUGUGGCAGAUCGUUCUAGGGUGUUCCUGCAGAGUUGCCAUGGGGGGGACCUGUUUGUUCUGCCACCUGCCUUUGCUUUGAUGCUGCAACAAUGCAUCAUUUAUGCAGCUUGGGGCGUUCACCCACUCUGGGGACUGUUCAGACAAUUUGAUUCUCCCAGCACCUGCCUCAUCAAAGGGCUGAGACCAGAGUGGGGGGCUGAGCCUUUGGAGCUGGGGAUGACAAAGACAAACUGAGGACCCUGGGAGGGAGGGGACACAGACGGGACUCUGGAGCCCUGGGGAGUAAGCAGAGAAUGAGCUGCAGGACCCCCAGGGCUUCAGAGCUUCCCCAGGGCUCUGUGCCCCUCCCCACUGAGGGCUCCUGCAAAUACUCAUCCUUCGCUGAGCCUUGGCUUCUUCCCAGAGGCUCAGGUUUUUGAUCCAUCGGAAGGCAUCAAGCUGCAUGGACCUUUGGAAAAAGGUUGAGGGCUUAGCUUUGUGGCUUCAGAAUUUGAGCCUCCACCAAUCCACACGGGGCUGGAGGCCAGGGGCCAGGGCAGGGUCUCUGGGGGCCUGCUGCCCAACAGCUGUUCCUGGGUUAUUUUGGUGCAGCAGGAGCUUAUCAAUUCCAGGACAUUUGGACCAAAAUAGCAAAGAGCAGGACAAUCUCUUGGUGGCUCUGUGGGGAUUUCUCCUUAGAAAAGUUUCUAGAAUGGGGUUGGGGAGGGAAAGGAGUUUGACUUGGGGGAUAGGGAAGUGUCUGAGGCUAAAUUCACCCACCCUUUGCUAGUCUCCCUGUGACCCCUUCCCUGGGGACGGAAGCUGGGGGUUCGUUGGAGAGGGAGUAGAAAUUAAGAGGGAGAAGAUCAUUUUUAAAUUUUGCUUUGACUCUGUGGUCCUUGCCCAGAGAUGGUGUCAUAGGCAUUACUUCUUUCCAUGUUGCAGAGGGGGCACACGGGGUCCACACAGCUGGGAGCCCUAGCCUCUGACCCCAGGCUAGGGUGCCUCUCCGCUGGGCCUCUCUUAGACCAGCAUCAGUUCUGUGCUCGGUGGCUGCCAGUUUCCCCGACAAUCCCAGGGCCAACGUGGAAACUGCUGACUGGCCCUGGCCUUCCUUCGGGCCACAGCGGGGGGCCUGGCAGCUCCCCCUUGCUGUCCCCGCCUGCUUCGCUGAGACGGGUUAAGGGCGGGUGGAGGAAAGGAGGAAUGAAGACCAGGCGCCCUGGAGCUCUCUGGAGCCCGCUGGAGCCUCGCCCAACCCCGGAUCGGCAGCGCCUGGAGCGGCCCCCUAGAGCCCGCCGGGGUCGCCCUGGCACAGAGAGUGACCUGGGUCGCGCUCCCUUUUGCAACAAAGGUGGCCCGCGGGGAGCGCAGGGGUGCGGGGCGCUCGCCCCCGACACGCCCUCGGAAUCCGCCGGAGUGGGGGGCGCUUGCUAACGGUACUGAGCUGUCUAGGGCUCCGCGCCAAGACCGCGCGACAGGUUUUCUAGCUGAGGGUUGGGAAUCAGCUGCGCUGGUGGGGCCGCGUUUGGCGACGGCGACUCCGCUACCCCUACACCCUACAGCCUCUCCUCCGAGAUUUUCCAGCGGGUUCAUUUCCUGUCUGGGUAAAUCCUUCGCGAGUCCCUUGCCCCUCCCUCUCCGGCUCUCCCGCCUUCGUCCCGGCCGCCCGGGCUCCCCGAGUCCUUCCGCGCCUCGCCCCAUCGUCCCGGCGCGCCCGAGCGACGCCCUCCGGCGCCCAGCGCGCCGCCCCGCGCCAGGGUUCGGCCCCAGAGCCGCGUCCGCGUCGCCGCCGCUCGCGCGGGUCCCCUGCCAUGCGCCCCCGCGCCGCCCCCCGCGUCCCCGCCGCGCUCGGGCUCUGCAGCCUCUUGCUGCUGCUCCGGCCCGGGCACGCGUGCCCGGAGGGCUGCGCCUGCACCGACCCGCACACGGUGGACUGCCGCGACCGCGGACUGCCCAGCGUGCCCGACCCUUUCCCCCUGGACGUGCGCAAGCUGCUGGUGGCCGGCAACCGCAUCCAGCACAUCCCUGAGGACUUCUUCAUCUUCUACGGCGACCUGGUCUACCUGGACUUCAGGAACAACUCGCUGCGCUCGCUGGAGGAGGGCACGUUCAGCGGCUCGGCCAAGCUCGCCUUCCUGGACCUCAGCUACAACAACCUGACCCAGCUGGGCGCCGGCGCCUUCCGCUCGGCCGGGAGGCUGGUCAAGCUGAGCCUGGCCAACAACAACCUGGUGGGCGUGCACGAGGCCGCCUUCGAGACCUUGGAGUCGCUGCAGGUGCUGGAGCUCAACGACAACAACCUGCGCAGCCUCAACGUGGCCGCCCUGGCCGCGCUGCCCGCGCUGCGCACCCUGCGCCUGGACGGAAACCCCUGGCUCUGCGACUGUGACUUCGCUCAUCUCUUCUCCUGGAUCCAGGAGAACGCGUCCAAGCUGCCCAAAGGCCUCGAUGAGAUUCAGUGCUCCCUGCCCAUGGAGAACAGGAGGAUAUACCUGCACGAGCUGUCGGAGGCCAGCUUCAGCGAGUGCAAGUUCAGCCUCUCCCUCACAGACCUGUUCAUCAUCAUCUUUUCGGGCGUGGCCGUGUCCAUCGCCGCCAUCAUCUCCAGCUUCUUUCUGGCCACCGUGGUGCAGUGCUUCCAGAGGUGCGCCCCCAACAAAGACACGGAGGACGAGGACGACGACGAGGAUGACUGAGCCACCCCCUCCCCUUCCUGGAUCUCCAGAACCCCAGCCGGUGGCUCCCCUCCGAGAAGAGGGGGAAACGCUGAAAGCAGAGAGGAAUCGACCACACCCUCAGUGGCCCGAGCAGCGCCUGCUCCGAGCAUUGCCCCCUGGGUGCAUCCGGUGAGACCUCCGAGCCCAGAGUUUAGGAUCCGCAGAGCAGAGGAGACCAGGAAGACUUCCUGGAGGAGAGCCCGCCUCUCGGCUGGCUUAAGGGAUCCGUUUGGGGAGGAGAUGGCCGAGGCAGGCUUCCGAGCUGCCGGCUGAAAACAGCGUAGGGGAUGUGAGGACUAGGAGCUCUCGCCCACAAAGGCGACUCUGUGUCAUCCGUUCCUCCGACCUGGACUUGGGAGGCCAGAAGCUUCCCCUUCCUCCCGAGAGGCAGCAGCCCAGCCGGUGGGGAUAGGAGGUCAGGUCCGUCUCCACGGGAGCAGGACUUCUGCUCCUUCCGGAAUAGGCGUCAGCCACCUUGGGAUGUUACCCAGAGAAUGACCCCACGUGUGGCUAAAACGGCACCGAGGAGAAAGCCUAAGGCCUGGCCAAGGUGUUGGUUGUUAUGUUUGGGUGAGCGGGUUGCAAAAACUUUCCUUGACAGAACUCAGACCCUGAUCCCUGAUCCUUUCCCUGAGAGAUGGCAACUCGUAAAGGGACUGUCGUUGCGAUGGCCUCUGCUCACUCUUCCCGCUGAAGCCCAGCCAUGUGGUUCCUGGCUUGCCCCGCCCCUCGCCCCGCCCCUCUCCCCACCCCUCCCCUCGCCCCUCCGCGGACAAAUAAGGCCUGAGCAUUCUCUGCGCUGGGCACCUUUCUGUUCCGACUUGUCAUCUCUGGAACUUGCAAUAAACUUUCCGGGAGGCCAGGCUGCCCAAAAAGCAGGUUACCUUGGACCAACAAAAAUGUUAAAAACAAAACAAAACAACCCUGGGACUUGGCUUCUGAAAAACCUCCAUCAGUGGCCUUAGGGUGUGUGUGACACUUCUUUGGAGCAUAGGCUGUGACAGGCAGUGUUUUCCAGGAUGGGGGUUGCAGGGCUUUGAUUCAGAGACAAUAUGAAACAAUGUCAUCCACUCAGCAAGUUGAUGCGACAUGACGGGUAUUAGCAGCAUCGGACCUUGCUGGGGACUGACGAUCAGAGGAGGGGCUGGAAGAAGAUCUUGGGAUAUUUCUGGGAAUCUCCUCUCUCUUGUUUCCCGUAAUAUACUCCGUGCGGCUUCUUCCUCCACUGCUCCCUUGGAUCUUUGCAUCCACAGAGAAUUCCUGAAUGUGCGCUCAGUGCACUGGUCCGGGCACUGUGGCUAUGCCUUCCAUGCGGAAGACGGCGCCUGGGUAUUCUUAUGGGCGGAGCAUGAAACAAACAAGCAAACAAAGCUGUAUUGGCCUGUGGUGGUAAAUACUACGAAAGAAAUAAAUGAGGUCCGGAGACAGAGAGUAACUGGUCGGAGCCAGUCAAGGGUGGGUAGUUGGUGUAUUAGCCAAGGCUCCCGGAGAAACGGAACCAAGAGGAGAUCAUCUGUUUGUCGUUCCAUCUCUCUGGUUUAUGAGGACAGAUGGAAAAUGAGAAGCCCCACACUCCACAGUCAGCCAGCUGGAGAGGCAAGGACUGCUGGUGGGGUAGUUCUAGUCUGAGUCCAAAGGCCUGCGAACCAGAAGAGCCAGUCGUUAAGUGGGUUAAGCUCUAGUUCCCGGACAGGAGAAAACUCAGCUCCAGCAGUUAGGCAAAGCGGGAGGGAGGAGGGCGGGAAAGGAAGAUGGAGAAGGAGGGAGAGAGACAGAGGGAGGGAGGGAGAGUGAAAUUCUUUUUUUAAUUAAUUUUUUGUUAAAGUGUAGUUGAUUUACAAUGUCAUGACAGGUUCUGCUGUACAGCAAAGUGACUCAGUCGCAUUUGCAUUCUUUUUUUUUCUUUUUAGGGCUGCAUCUGUGACAUAUGGAAGUUCCCAGGCUAGGGGUCGAAUAGAAGCUGUAGCCUGGCCUACACCACAGCUACAGCAAUGCCAGAUCAGAGCCACGUCUAUGGCCAUGCUGGAUCCUUAACACACUGAGCGAGGCCAGGAUCAAAGCUGCAUCCUCGUGGAUACUAGUUAGGUUCUUAACCGUUGAGCCACUAUGGGAAUUCCAAUAUGCAUUCUUUUUUAAAUAUUAUCUUCCAUCACGGUCUGCCCCAGGAGACUGGAUAGAGUUCCCUGUGCUGUACAGUAGGACCUUAUUGCUUGUCCAUUCUAAAUUGGAUAGUUUGCAUCCACUAACGCCAAAGAGAAAUUCCUCUUUCCGGCACCUCUGCAGAAAUGCCCCUCUCCCAGAUCUCCACAAGUGUCAUUUAGGUCUCAAGUGUCCCUCCCUUCACACCACCCUGUCUUAUUUUCUAUGUAGCCUGUACCAUGGUGUGAAAUAACCCCACGUGUUUGUUGACAUAUUUAUUGUCUACCUUUCUGGACUAGAGCACAAAUUCAGGCCAUCUGCGUCUCCAGCAUUUGCACAAUGCCUGGCACACAAUAGUGGCACAACCAGUAGGCAGAAGAGGUGAAAGAGCAAACGAAUGGAUCCCAGGCACUGUGCUGGAGACCCUGCAAACCUGAGUUGUACUUCAGCCGCCUCACAACUCCAGGGGGAGCUGCUAUUAUCCCCAUUUCAUAGAUGAGUAAGCUGAGGCUCAGAGAAGGUGGUGGAUGCAAGGACAGGGCAGAGCCAGAACAAAUUCCUGGCUCUUGGCCUCCAAAGCUUGUGCUCUCAGUUGAUGGGAUAACAGUUCAUGUGUGUUGUGGGCACUCUCUGUGCCAGACGUGGGACCAAGCCCUCCGUGCAGCUCACACACCCUGUAAGGCAGUGUAUUCAUCAGGGUUCUUCAGAGAAACAGAACCAAAAGGGUGCCUUUAUAUAGGAAGGGAUUUAUUUUAAGGAAUUGGAUUGUGGAGGAUCACUAGCCCACAAUCGGCAGGACUGACCAGCAGCCCGGGACCCAGGGAAGAGCCAGUGUAGCCGUUCAAGUCUGAAGGCGUGUACUGCACCUCCCCUCUUGGGGGAGGGAGUAGUCAGUCUUUUUUUUUUUUUUUUUUUUUCUUCUUAGGGCCACACCUGCAGCAUAUGGAAGUUCUUGGGCCAGGGGUCACAUCAGAGCUGCAGCUGCCAGGUUACACCACAAUCAUGGCCACUCUAGAUCCAAGCCACAUCUGUGACCCAUGCUGCAGCUUGCAACAAUGCCAGAUCCUUAAUCCACUGAGCAAGGCCAGGGAUCGAAGCUUCAUCUUCAAGGAGACACUGUUGGGUGCUUAACCCACUGAGCCACAAUGGGAACUCCAAGUCCUUUGUUCUAUGAAGCCUUCAACUUAUUAGGUGAGACUCACCCACAUGAUGGAGGGCUAUCUGCUUACUCAAAGUCCACUGAUUGAAAUGCUGCUUUCAUCUAAAAACACUCGCAUAGAAACAUCCAGAAUAAUGUGUUUGACCUCAGGCGUGGGUACCAUAGUUUAGCCAACUUGACAAGUAAAAAUAAACCAUCACAGGCAGGUAGCAUUGUCAACUCCCCUUUAUGGAUCCAUUGCCUCUGUGUGGUCUUUGAGAACUCUUGAUUUGUCCUGGGAAUGACUCACUGGUGGAUAUAGCUGGUAAGUGAUGGACUAGGCUUUGGCCACAGUGCUCUGACCACUGCAUACCUUCUCUCCAUCCAAUUGCAUUCCCUCCUCAGGCCAGUAGGAGCAGGCCUGGCAGGGGUGGCACAGAGUGGCACAUUUCUGGGGCCCGUGUGCUGGGCUCCAGGAAAAAAGUAGCCUGUUCUUGCUGGAUGCACCCAGGAUGAAUUUAUUUGGAGCCUCAAAUUCAACAUUUCAGACCCAUUUAGGAGCAUCAAAACCACCAAAAUACCUUGUUUUACUGGCUCGCUCUCUUUAAGAUCUGUUGAUAAGAGGGUUCUGGCAGCAUCACACAUGAAUUCAUCUCAUUGAGAAGACAGAGUAUCACCAGUACAGCCCUUGGACUGGGGCAAUGGGCCCCUAUUUUGGGUCUAGUUUUUUGAGGGGCCCUGUUCCAGCCCUCCUCCAGCUGUGCAUUUCCUCUGGGGUGAAGAGUCAGUGGGGUCAAGGGCACACACCAGCCCAGAACCAGUGUCCUCUUCUAGGUACUGAGGACGAGGACCCCAGAAUUCCCUGCACAAAUGACCCCAGCCUUGGGGAUGGGCCCCUUCCCAGCAUCUCCCCUGCAGGGUGGACAGAGUGGCCAGGGAGCGGAUGAUGGCAGCAAUCUCAACAGAGGCUGGAUUUACAGGCUGGGGCAUCCACACACGUGUACACAAGACCCCAGAGGCUCAGGAUGGAGCCCGGGCUGGGAAGAGAAGGGGGGGGGCUCGGAUGGCUCAGCUCUCCCCACACUGCCAUCUUCUCCUGGUGCAGAUUUCUAGCAAUUCAAGAAUCAUCAUUUAAACCUGGUCUUCUGAGUCCCUGAGAAGGCAUUUUUGUCAAGUCAGCCCGGAACAUUUUCUUAGCAGUGUAUCUUUAUUUAUGAUCUAUGAAUGUUUAGAUAUGGGUGUGAGGAGGCUAUCUGUAUUCUUGUCCUGGCUUCGAAGAUAUUACACAUAGGCCUGGAUAUCACAGCCAGACCAAAGAGCAGCCACACACCCUGGCUCUGGCCCUAAAACCAAAUGCUACUUCUGCCCUGCAGGGCUGGUCCAUAGGAGCCUUUAUACAGAAAGGCUGAAAAAAUGUAGGCACACUGAUUGCCUUCACCAGUGAUGGAGAGGCCUUGCAUUGAGCAUCCGUGCUUCUUCCUCCCCAUCCGCCUUCUCCUCCCCCCAAAAAUGUUAUAGGCUUGAAUUCUAGGUGCAGUCAGUGGCUGGAUACUGGAGGCGGGUGGUUUUUCUACCUUUAUUACAUGUAACUGGACCCUGGAGCACAUCAAGGUACUAAAUUUCCCACCACCACCGACUGAGCUGGCCACAGGCCCUGGGCCUUGGCCAUAAAAUCCUUUUUAGUGGCCUCUAAUGUCCUCGAGGGUUAAGUAAUUUAUUAUUUGUAAAAUGGUCUAUUCCCGUGGAAACCUCCCCAAAGCAGACCCCCAUGGGUUUCAUUUGCCUGCAACCAACAAGGUAGGUUUGUUCUUUAAGACUCCAGGCUAUAAACGCACAUCCAAACUUUGCAAAGUUUUUCCACAUAAAAGAAUUUUUAAAAAGAAACAAGAACACUGUUCUCUGCUGUUUGCAAAUGUGAUCCAUUUUCUGAAAACACGCCUUCCCAGGGUGUGAGUGAGUUAUUAUAUUUUUGCCUUGGAGAAAGUAUAACGUACUUCUCUGGUAAAACAUCACGCCUGUGCUCAGGACUGUUAGUCCAGAACUCACUUGCUCUCUGGAGAUCAUUUGGUACCCAAGCUGGAAGCGCUUUUCCAGAACAGACACGCUAUCCUCAUUGGAGCCUCUGCCUGUGAAUAUUUGGAGGGAAGUAACCACUGGUCAGUGGCCCUGAAAGGAGCCCUUGGGGUGGAGGGUAAGACUGCCUGUCCCCAUAGCCAAUGCCCUGGGCUGUGCCUGGGACCCACCGGGAGCCUCAAGCCCUUCCCUGUGAACAGAGACACACUCACUUGUAGGCAGAUUCCAUUCGCACAAUGAAUCAAUGGGAGGGGCGCCUCUCCCCUUCCCCAGAACCCUCCUCAAAAACGCUUGAGCUUUCAAAGAAGAGGGUACCAUCCCAA